Molecule: messenger RNA, 1475 nt
Organism: Bombyx mandarina (wild silkworm)
Lineage: Eukaryota; Metazoa; Arthropoda; Insecta; Lepidoptera; Bombycidae
Source: RefSeq, a predicted model, not a curated record
GUCGGGUGAGUCCCGUGGUGACGGACAAACGGUCUCCGCGUCACUCCGCGAAUUCAAAAUGCCAAUUACAGAAAUAAUCGAAUGACGAGAAUCUAUGCAUUAUCGUUGUAUAUUUACGAAACGCCAUUGCGGUAAUUUUGGAUAGCGCGUUGCGUAAUGGCGGGUUUCGACUGUAUGCGUUAUUACAUCUAGUUAUGGAUUAAUAUCGAUUGUGGAGAUGUACACCGAAUGAAUGUAGGACAGUGUUAGCAGUCACUGUGUCUAGGUCAGACGUUUUCGGUACCGCUUGUUUUUAGAUGUAUCCUAACGAAUUCGUGUCGAUAUCUGUCAAUAUUUGUGUAAUUUUAUUGCCAAUGAACGGAAACGGAAGUCAAUGACAAUAGAGCAAUUAUUAAUGUUAGUGUUACAAGUGUAGUGUUUAAAAAUACUGUAAAUUUUAUAUUUAUAGUGCAUUUUAAUUUGUUUGUAAAAUAAAGUGGUUUAAAGGAAAAUGUUUGGCGUUUUGAUGAAACGAUGGAAACCAAAAAGGAUAUCAAACAAUGACCGAGACGAGAGUCCUGUUACCGACGGCAAUGUCCCACCAGAGCCACCUGACCGGCCGCCCGGGAAACCUCGUCAAAUACACCCCGAAGAUAAAACUCAAGUUUUGGCAUACGACUCCUCGUGUCGACGUAGAAACAAACCCAAAACGCUACCCAUAGAUGAGAACCAUUACAAUCAUUUAGCUAAUACGAAUGUACUGAAUUCUCCGAUGUAUCCGUUGACGCCGAACAUUUGCAUCGAGGGGGGUAAGAUUGAGUUCAUAAAAUCGCCGCCGGGGAGUGCUAGAAAUAGUUUGGCGCUAGCCUCGCCCCCUCAGACCCCGUUGUUAGCGCGGCGCGGCUCUCGGGAGAAACGUGAAGCACGGAUUUAUGACGAGCCGACUGAGAAGUUCGACGGUGACAAGGAACUGUUGGAAAAACGAAUUAAGCAGCUCGAGGCUCAGCUGGAGGAAGAGAAGAGAAGAACACAGAAGGAACGGAUGGCGGUCACGAAGCUACAGAACAAAUUGAUAAAGCGCGAGGGAGCGGCUCGCAACGAUGCGGAGCGCGAGAGGCGGGCGCGCGGCGACUGGGAGGCGAGGGCGCGCGCCGCCGAGGCUGAUGCUGCGAAGCUCGCCGGGAAACUCCACGCUGCACAGAGGGAGAUUACCAGGUAAAUAAUGCGAACUUAAGAAUCGUAAGUAAAAUUUCUCCUUGAAACUUUGAAAGCGCUCAAUUCGCUUCGCAUUGUACAGGUAGCUUCAAUUUAGCCCUUUUUGGAACUAAAAAGCACUUAAAACUUUGAAGCUUCAGACAGGGGCCUCUCAUCUCGUCUAGACUUACAGGACAUCAAAGUUUCUUCAAAAGAUUUUUUAUGAAUCAAGUCAGCCAUUUAUUGGUACGGUUGGAAGAAGCAUAGACUUUUUGUUUUCUUGCAGUGGUUUUAUCGAAAAG